AUGCAAAAUCGAGACAACGAUCCUGAUCCAAGUGGGUCAUAUGUUAGUCGUCAAUACGAGCAUCCUCAAACAUCUCGACAGGGGGACAAUACAUCUUCUCGUGACUGGAAUACCAGAACAUAUGUAUAUGAGGGCAACGAUCCCAAUGCUUCUCAGCAAGAAACUGAUAGGACCAGCGUUGCUUCUUCCGGCAAUGAAAGAUACACUGAUAGCGAUCAAGGAAACCAUGACUCCACAGCUGUAGACUAUGACAAUGCAUCCGGCGCCGUCGCUCCAAAUGCACAGAAUCACCCUCCUCAUCCUUCUGAUGAAAAUGCUGCUGAACAACGACCUGCUGAUACACAACCUACACAGCGACAGCAGCAACCUACUCAACAAGAACAUCAACCCCCCUCUUCUCCUCCAGCUUCUGCUCAUAAUGAAAAGGCUGCUGAAGCAGCUAAUCAACAGCAAGAACAACAACAAGAAGGUAAUGAGGACGAAGACGAAGACAACGAGGACAUUGAUGCAUUAAUAGAAGAUUUAUACUCCCAGGAUAAUCAAGAAGAACAAGAAGAAGAAGAAGAUCAUCACGAACCCGGUGGUGUCAAAACCGUUCCAGAAGAACUUCUCCAAACUGAUCCCAAGCAGGGUCUUUCCACCUCUGAAGUUGAACAGAGACAAAGGAAAUAUGGUCUAAACCAAAUGAAGGAGGAAAAACAAAAUAAUUUCAAGAAGUUCCUUUCUUUCUUUAUAGGUCCUAUCCAAUUCGUCAUGGAAGCUGCAGCCGCUCUUGCUGCUGGUCUUCGUGACUGGGUAGACUUUGGUGUCAUUUGUGCUCUUCUAAUGCUAAAUGCAACCGUUGGUUUCGUUCAAGAAUAUCAAGCCGGUUCGAUUGUGGACGAGUUGAAGAAAACCAUGGCUUUAAAAUCCACCGUUGUGCGUGAUGGACAUACCGUUGAAUUGGAAGCCCAAGAUAUUGUUCCAGGUGAUAUUCUACAUCUUGAUGAAGGUACCAUCUGUCCAGCAGACGGUCGUUUAAUUACUGAAAAUUGCUACCUUCAAGUAGAUCAAUCUGCAAUUACUGGUGAGUCCCUUGCUGUCGAUAAGCAUCACAAUGAUACCAUGUACUCUUCAUCUUCAGUAAAAAGAGGUGAGGCAUUCAUGGUUGUUACAGCUACUGCUGAUUCGACUUUCGUCGGCAGAGCUGCAUCUUUAGUCGGCGCAGCUGGUCAAGCUCAGGGUCAUUUUACGGAAGUUCUUAACGGAAUUGGUACUGUUCUUCUUGUUCUAGUCAUCAUGACCCUCCUCUGUAUUUAUACUGCGUCAUUUUAUCGUACUGUUCGCCUCGCAAGACUCUUAGAAUAUACUUUGGCAAUUACUAUCAUUGGUGUACCAGUUGGUCUUCCCGCAGUCGUUACGACAACAAUGGCUGUCGGUGCUGCCUAUCUUGCCAAGAAAAGAGCUAUCGUUCAAAAACUUUCGGCCAUUGAAUCUCUUGCAGGCGUGGAAAUCCUAUGUUCUGAUAAAACUGGUACUUUAACUAAAAACAGACUUUCCUUGGGUGAGCCUUACUGUGUUGAAGGUGUCAACGCCGAUGAUCUUAUGAUUACGGCUUGUCUUGCAUCUUCUCGAAAGAAAAAAGGUCUGGAUGCCAUCGACAAAGCAUUCUUGAAAGCUCUAAAAAACUACCCUCAAGCCAAACAAAGAUUAUCUAAAUACAAAAUUUUACAAUUUCAUCCUUUUGAUCCUGUUUCCAAAAAAGUUACGGCUAUCGUUGAAACUCCAGAAGGUGAGCGAGUGACAUGUGUGAAAGGUGCUCCAUUAUGGGUAUUUAAGACUGUUCAAGAUGAUCAUGAAGUUUCUCAAGAAGUCAGUGAUGCCUACAGAGAACAGGUCAACGAUAUGGCAUCUAGAGGUUUCCGUUCACUCGGUGUUGCUCGUAAAGUAGAAGGAAAACAAUGGGAUAUUCUCGGUAUUAUGCCUUGCUCGGAUCCACCUCGUGAUGACACUGGUCGUACAAUUCACGAAGCUAUCCGUCUGGGUUUGAGAAUUAAGAUGCUUACAGGUGAUGCCGUUGGUAUUGCUAAAGAAACAGCUCGCCAACUAGGCAUGGGUACUAAUGUUUAUAAUGCCGAACGCCUUGGUUUAGGUGGCGGUGGUGAUAUGCCAGGUUCAGAAGUUUACGACUUUGUUGAAGCUGCCGACGGUUUCGCUGAAGUCUUCCCUCAACAUAAAUAUUCAGUCGUCGAAAUUCUCCAACAAAGAGGUUAUUUAGUGGCCAUGACUGGUGAUGGUGUCAACGAUGCUCCUUCUUUGAAAAAGGCUGACACUGGUAUUGCUGUCGAAGGUGCUUCUGACGCUGCUCGUUCAGCUGCUGAUAUUGUUUUCUUGGCCCCUGGUCUUUCAGCUAUUAUUGAUGCUUUAAAGACAUCUCGUCAAAUUUUCCAUCGUAUGUAUGCAUAUAUCAUUUACCGUAUUGCAUUGUCCCUCCAUUUAGAAAUCUUUUACGGAUUAUGGAUUAUCAUCUUAAACCGUUUAAUGAAUCUAGAGCUAAUUGUCUUCAUUGCAAUCUUCGCCGACGUUGCAACGCUAGCAAUUGCCUACGACAAUGCUCCGUUUGCACCGAAACCAGUUAAAUGGAAUCUUCCUCGUCUGUGGGGCCUCUCUACGGUAGUUGGUGUCCUUUUAGCUAUUGGUACUUGGAUUGUAUAUACCACGAUGGUUGCUGCAGGACAAAACCGGGGUAUUGUACAAAACUUUGGUGUCACUGAUGAGGUACUCUUCCUUCAAAUUUCACUUACUGAAAACUGGCUAAUUUUUAUCACUCGUUGUAAUGGACCUUUCUGGUCUUCUAUCCCUUCUUGGCAAUUGACUGGAGCUGUAUUAGUCGUUGAUAUUUUAGCUACCAUCUUUUGUCUUUUCGGAUGGUUCAAAGGUGGCCAUCAAACGUCUAUUGUAGCCGUCCUCCGUGUAUGGAUGUAUUCCUUCGGUAUAUUCUGUUUUAUCGCAGGAGUUUACUUGAUCUUGUCUGAAUCGAGCAAAUUUGAUCGCUUUAUGCACGGUAAGGCUAAGCAAGGCUCUACUCGUACACUUGAGGAUUUCGUCCUACGGUUGCAACGUACUUCAACUCAUCACGAACAAGAAGGAAAGAAUGGUUAAUUGCCAGCUCCUUUAUUUUUGGUUUCUGUUUCCCUCAAUCCUUUUUGAUUUAUAUAUAUAGCUUGUAGAUAGCAUCACGAUAUAUGAGUAUAAUGUUCUAAAUAAUAAGAUUCUAUUCAAAUUUUCGC
This is a messenger RNA of Schizosaccharomyces cryophilus OY26, 3269 nucleotides long. RefSeq names its product P-type proton ATPase Pma2. Gene Ontology annotation, molecular function: ATP hydrolysis activity; P-type proton-exporting transporter activity; ATP binding. Gene Ontology annotation, biological process: proton export across plasma membrane; regulation of intracellular pH. The transcript has a single exon. Gene Ontology annotation, cellular component: plasma membrane. The record is from RefSeq and is a predicted model, not a curated record. The coding region runs from base 1 to 3141 and encodes 1046 amino acids. NCBI's taxonomy places the organism in Eukaryota, Fungi, Ascomycota, Schizosaccharomycetes, Schizosaccharomycetales, Schizosaccharomycetaceae.